AUGGAGAGAGUAAUCCUAUUCUUAGCCCUGUGCACUACUGCAAUAGCAUGUAAAACAUGGCCAAAUGGAACAGACAAAGCAUUUCACUGGUAUCAAUGCAAUUCUGGGCCCGUGAUAUUUCUCAACGCUACACCAUACGAUCAAACAGGGCAAAACUAUGUGUAUCCAAUUCAUCUUGGAAAGCCAAUGAUGGUAAAAUGCGAACUAUUCAAUCCAACAACACACAUCUAUUCGUCCCCAAACCUAAAGCUCACUCUCAAUCUCUGGUCAUGGGGUACUGGUUUGGGCGGUUGCGAUUGGAGUGUGUUGCCUACAUUUGGACUACUGAACAAUCUAGAUGCAUGCUCACAAGGUGUCCCCUGUCCAAUCAAGACUGGUCAUCAAGAGCUCGAUGUCACCGUCGAUUUCAGUCCAUACCAAUCGAUUAUCGACAUUUUGAGAAAUGAUUUACCAUAUCAAAUCAAGUACUUUAUGCAUGAUGUGAUCAGCGGAGAUGAUCUUUGUCUCAUGGGUCAGGCUCGGGUACUCCUGCAUUGA
Molecule: messenger RNA, 537 nt
Organism: Strongylus vulgaris
Lineage: Eukaryota; Metazoa; Nematoda; Chromadorea; Rhabditida; Strongylidae
Source: the annotation of a GenBank genome assembly